This is a messenger RNA of Durotheca rogersii, 942 nucleotides long. RefSeq lists its product as uncharacterized. Lineage: Eukaryota; Fungi; Ascomycota; Sordariomycetes; Xylariales; Xylariaceae. Bases 177 to 608 code for a protein of 143 amino acids. The record is from RefSeq and is a predicted model, not a curated record. The transcript is spliced from 4 exons.
GGUACAUUAUCGGCAUCGCCGAGCUUUGAUUGUCAUAUCCGUCGGCUUCGCAGCUUCGCAACCUUCGUUCGGUUCCACUGGCUCGGCCGCCUCUAUAUAUCCCCGAUUGAGAAGACAGACUACAGAGCAAACUGCGGAUGUGCUGCUGAGCUCUUAGGGGCAGCUCGAGCGGCCAGAUGGCCUCAAAACCAUCCGACUGCCAAAACUACCCCCCCGACGGCUACCACACUCCGCCCUUUCCCUCCCUCUGCUGGCCUCAACAAGACAGCUACUGCGCCUUAUACACGGUUGGCGACUCGUGGCGGUACACGCUUCUCUGGACCCUCAUCCUCUACGCCGUCUUCCACCUCGGCGUCACGGGAAUCAUCCUAUUUAUGCAGAUUGGAAAGCCACGAUCGGUAUGGAAGUACCUGCUAGCCGUCCCCAUCAUAUACGCCGUUGUCGCGGGCGUGGAGGCUCUGUUCACCGGGAGCAUCGUCGGGCUAGUGCUCGGUGCUGUGUAUAUCUCUGGAUGCUACCAGAUGCCGACGUGGAUACCGUUUAUAUGGGGGUGGAUCAAUGUCCUUGUCUUGAUCGUCUCGUCUUUCACGAUUCAGGGCGGCUUAUGAGCUGAGCUGCCGUUGGGCCCCAGUAGCAUCUACCUUUGGAUUGGCCCGGUCUCUCCGGCUAGCAUGGCGAAGUGCGACAACCGAAAACGUGUUACCAGUAGAAUAGACGCUAGAACUAUGGUGCGUGCAAUGACGCGUAGGCCCUCCCUAGGGAUUGGGCCGUCCAACUGAGGUGGCCAAGUUGCCUUUGCCUUGUCAUGGGCGUUUAAGGGGCAACUAGAGGUGCUAUUUGUAUGGUAAACCCACUCUAGCGAGUGUAGGAUUCUCCAUAGCAGCUUGGGCUGUUUCCAUUAUAGAGGCAAUACGUAAAUGAAUAACAUUAAUUGUAAUUACC